AUGGGACCCUCCCAAUUAAUCCUCAGCAUUUGUGGUUUUAUUUGGAACCAAGAACUGGGCCUCCAGAAGAGAGGAUGCUGUCUGGUGCUGGGCUACAUGGCCAAGGACAAGUUUCGGAGAAUGAAUGAAGGCCAAGUCUACUCCUUCAGUCAGCAGCCUCAGGACCAGGUGGUGGUGUCGGGACAACCGGUGACACUGCUAUGUGCCAUUCCCGAAUACGAUGGCUUCGUUCUUUGGAUCAAAGAUGGCUUGGCUCUGGGUGUGGGCAGGGACCUCUCAAGCUAUCCACAGUACCUGGUGGUAGGGAACCACCUGUCAGGAGAGCACCACCUGAAGAUCCUGCGGGCAGAGCUGCAAGACGAUGCCGUGUAUGAGUGUCAGGCCAUCCAGGCUGCCAUCCGCUCCCGCCCCGCACGCCUCACAGUCCUGGUGCCACCCGAUGACCCUGUCAUCCUGGGAGGGCCUGUGAUCAGCCUGCGGGCGGGGGACCCCCUCAACCUCACGUGCCACGCAGACAACGCCAAGCCUGCAGCCUCCAUCAUCUGGUUGCGAAAGGGAGAGGUCAUCAAUGGGGCCACCUACUCCAAGACCCUGCUUCGGGAUGGCAAGCGUGAGAGCAUCGUCAGCACCCUCUUCAUCUCCCCCAGCGACGUGGAGAAUGGGCAGAGCAUCGUGUGCCGUGCCACCAACAAAGCCAUCCCCGGAGGGAAGGAGACCUCGGUCACCAUUGACAUCCAGCACCCCCCACUGGUCAACCUAUCGGUAGAACCGCAGCCGGUGCUGGAGGACAAUGUCGUCACGUUCCACUGCUCUGCAAAGGCCAACCCGGCUGUCACCCAGUACAGGUGGGCCAAGCGGGGCCAAAUCAUCAAAGAGGCAUCUGGAGAAGUGUACAGGACCACUGUGGACUACACAUACUUCUCAGAGCCUGUCUCCUGCGAGGUGACCAACGCCCUGGGCAGCACCAACCUCAGCCGCACAGUGGACGUCUAUUUUGGGCCCCGGAUGACCACAGAGCCCCAGUCGCUACUUGUGGAUCUGGGCUCUGAUGCUAUCUUCAGCUGUGCCUGGACCGGCAACCCAUCCCUGACCAUCGUCUGGAUGAAGCGGGGCUCUGGAGUGGUCCUGAGCAAUGAAAAAACCCUGACCCUCAAAUCCGUCCGCCAGGAGGAUGCCGGGAAGUAUGUGUGCCGGGCCGUAGUGCCCCGUGUAGGAGCCGGGGAACGAGAGGUGACCCUGACUGUCAAUGGCCCCCCCAUCAUCUCCAGCACCCAGACCCAGCACGCCCUGCACGGCGAGAAGGGCCAGAUCAAGUGCUUCAUCCGCAGCACCCCGCCGCCCGACCGCAUCGCCUGGUCCUGGAAGGAGAAUGUGCUAGAGUCGGGGACAUCAGGGCGCUACACAGUGGAGACCAUCAGCACGGAGGAGGGCGUCAUCUCCACCCUGACCAUCAGCAACAUCGUGCGCGCCGACUUCCAGACCAUCUACAACUGCACCGCCUGGAACAGCUUCGGCUCUGACACCGAGAUCAUCCGACUCAAGGAACAAGGUUCGGAAAUGAAGUCGGGAGCCGGGCUGGAAGCAGAGUCUGUGCCGAUGGCCGUCAUCAUUGGGGUGGCCGUGGGAGCCGGCGUGGCCUUCCUCGUCCUCAUGGCAACCAUCGUGGCUUUCUGCUGUGCCCGUUCCCAGAGAAAUCUCAAAGGUGUUGUGUCAGCCAAAAAUGAUAUCCGAGUGGAAAUUGUCCACAAGGAGCCUGCCUCUGGUCGGGAGGCUGAAGAGCACCCCACCAUCAAGCAACUGAUGAUGGACCGGGGUGAAUUCCAGCAAGACUCAGUACUGAAGCAGCUGGAGGUCCUCAAAGAAGAAGAGAAAGAGUUUCAGAAUCUGAAGGACCCCACCAACGGCUACUACAGUGUCAACACCUUCAAAGAGCACCACUCAACCCCAACUAUCUCCCUGUCCAGCUGUCAGCCAGACCUGCGUCCAGCGGGCAAGCAGCGCGUGCCCACGGGUAUGUCCUUCACCAACAUCUACAGCACCCUCAGUGGCCAGGGCCGCCUCUACGACUACGGGCAGCGGUUCGUGCUGGGCAUGGGCAGCUCAUCCAUCGAGCUUUGUGAGCGGGAGUUCCAGAGAGGCUCCCUCAGCGACAGCAGCUCCUUCCUGGACACACAGUGUGACAGCAGCGUCAGCAGCAGCGGCAAGCAGGAUGGCUACGUGCAGUUCGACAAGGCCAGCAAGGCCUCCGCCUCCUCUUCCCACCAUUCCCAGUCCUCUUCCCAGAACUCUGACCCCAGCCGACCCCUGCAGCGGCGGAUGCAGACUCAUGUCUGAGGAUCACACACUGCGGGUGGGGACCGGCCGGGGAAGAGGGCAGGGCACGUGCCGAUUGUCCAGGGACAUGGGGCACUUUGCAGAGGACCCCAGUACUGGACACCUCCAGGACAGCCUCACAGCACGUCUGUCACCACUUCCUUCGAAGCUCUGAUCAAGCACAAAUCUGGGUCCCCAGCUGCGGUGUGCCAGAGGCAGUGGGUGUGGAAACGGACAGGGGUGCAGCCGAGUGCGCUGUGCUCAGUGCUGGACACCUUUGUCCCCACCCCUUUCCUGGAGACCCCUCCAUGACCUGCUCCUCCCACAGGCUCACGUGGCAGCUAUCACUCUGCUUUCAUGAAACUGCCGUCCACUCUCCAGUGUCCCGUAGGCUCUACCCCUUGCCUACUGCAAGCCCUCCCCCGUGCCUGUGCUCCCACGCAGCCCUGGGGAAAAGGGGGUGAAGUUCUCCCCAGCACUAAGCUGCCCCAGAGACCCUGGCUCCCCCUGCUGCGCACAGCCCAUACCUUGGAGGCUGAGAAGCCAGAAAUGGCCUUAGCCGAAGAGGCAACUCUCUCACCACACCGGCUGGGAGCCCACCCCCAAUUUGUUUGGUGUUUUGUGUCCAUACUCUUGCAGUUUUGUCCUUGGACUUGAUACCUCUGAACUCUGAGGUGGGACUGACCCCAUCAGAGCCUGGUGUCCUGGGAGGGGAGGGAGGGGAAGGAAGGAGGGAAAGUGUGAGUCCUUGGGGAACACCUUACCCAACACCCCCCCACACUAGGCUGUGUGAUUCUGAGUCUCCCCCACCCACCCUCCUGCUUUGUGUACUCCUCCUCCCCCUCAGCACUAUUGGAGUUAAUAUAAGAAGUGUGAGAGCUUCUCUGUUCGGGGUCUUUGAACAGUUACAGAGUGUUUCCUGGGAAAUGUCGGGUUUGAGGGGGCUGGGGGCAGGUCUUUAAGAUGGUGAGACUCGCCUUCUCAGAUGAUGAUAAACACACAAGGAAUGAUGAUCCUGACUUCAGUAAGACUCCAUGAGCAAGAGAGCAAGUAUGUCUACACCUCACUUCUCCUAUUCACCACCUGAGAAUAAAUGUUAGGGCCAUUACUCUAAA
Carlito syrichta (Philippine tarsier) is the source of this 3428-nucleotide messenger RNA. It is a transcript of the gene KIRREL3, whose product is annotated as kirre like nephrin family adhesion molecule 3. The record is from RefSeq and is a predicted model, not a curated record. NCBI's taxonomy places the organism in Eukaryota, Metazoa, Chordata, Mammalia, Primates, Tarsiidae. Gene Ontology annotation, biological process: synapse assembly; cell-cell adhesion. Gene Ontology annotation, molecular function: cell adhesion molecule binding. The coding region runs from base 1 to 2334 and encodes 777 amino acids. The transcript has 18 exons. Gene Ontology annotation, cellular component: cell-cell junction.